UACACAGUCUGUGACACAGCCCCAGACUCCACCUCUCUUGCGCAGACACAUUCUCACCGGUCUGACUAUACAGCUCUCACCCUGCCCACUUCUCUCUCAGUACAAGUCUGACUUCAGCAAGGAGCGCACUGCACUCUUGGAUUACAGUCACUCAUUACAGAAGGAGUAACAGUUCACUUUCAGAGGCGCCCGGAGCCCCACAGACGACAGCAACAUGGGGAGCAGCAUGUCAUGUGUCCCUCAGCACAACUUCAGGUUCUCCAGCAAGAGUUUUAUUCGCAGAAACAGCAGCCGCCUGUUUCGCAAGAAGAAUCCCCAAGAGGGACAGGAGAAGUCCAACAGCAUCAUCAAUAUCCUGUGCACUGUCACCCCUCGGAAGGAAAUGUCCCACAAAGAUCUGCAGUCGAUAGAGAACAUAAAAUGGGAUCCCCCAUUUCCCUACGACCCAGCUAAUGGCUGGAAGAAAAGCAGCAUCAAUGUGAAGAACUACGGACGCAUGAUUCACAGCUCCAAAGUCCGUUUCCGCUUCCUCCACUGCCAGGAUGUACAUGAUUGCUACUUGGAUCUCUUCCAGACACACCUUCAUUUUGUCUCCAACAACACAACCGGUCUGACGUACCAGGGAACUCUGCCUUUGAAAGAAAUCACUAUUUUCAAACUGCAACAGAACUGCAACCACAGCCAACCCCAGGAAUUUGCUUUUCAAAUAAAUGGUGUCAGCCUUAACCCCAUCAUUGUGUACUGUGCCAACCAAGAUGAUAUGGAUCUAUGGUUUGGCCUGCUGAAAGAAAACAUUGAAGCCAAUGGUGGGACACCAAUUGCACCUGAAAACUACACUAGAGUGAAAGUAAACCAGAAAGAAGCUCCUGAGGGCAGAGAAGAGCUGAGGAACUCAAUCAACAGAGAGCCCAUCUAUGAGUGGGAGGGCUCACAGCGGGACAGCCUGGGUGCAAUUACAUAUGUCACCAAAGUUCGGCUGCAGCACCUUCCCUGUCAGGAACAAAGCGAUAGACUUCUGGUCAUGUACCCAUCAACACUGAUCAUCCUAUCAGAGGAGAACGAUGGACUCUUCUAUAAGGGAAAACUUCCUCUCAACAUGGUUACUGUGACCACGCCUUGCCAAGAUGUCAAACCCAACACGUUUAUGAUUGAAGGAAAGCUGAUCAACCCCAUAGUGGUGUCGUGUCUGGAUAGGGCAGAGUUCUGUGACUGGAUCCAGCAUUUUAAAGCUGCUGACGUGCCCGUUCUCAGCCCCCCGCCCCCUGUGUAUGAUAUCAUUUACACCCCGACGAACAGAGAGGCUCCACAGUUUGAUAGGUGGAGUGGAAACAGCCAAGGAAGAUCGGGGUCCUUUAAGUUCAGCCAGUCAACAAGUGGACAUGGAUCCCACAACAUUCAUUUACCCAUUCAUGAAGACAACCCUCUGUCCCCAGGAUACACUGAGCCCCUCUGUUACAGCUCGAGUCGUCCCUCCUCAACUGAGACUGCACGUCUGGGCAGCAGGACCAACAGCGUGUCUUCUCACACCAGGCCCGAGCGUGACCUCCGACCUUUGUCACUGCGCUACUCCUCCCCACAACGCAGCUCCUAUCUCCAGCAGCCUGCUGAGACCUCGGCGCUGUCUCAGGUCUAUAGCACACCCUACUCAGCUCUGCACCGUGCCAGCCCACAGCGGCUGGAGAAAACCCCACUUGUCAAGUCUAACAGCUGGAGCACCCCUCAGACAUCUCUGAACUACUCCCUGAACAUCCCUCAGCGCCACUCAGACAUGUGUUCCCGGCAGCCCUUGUCACCCUUGUAUGACGAGCCAUGCAGCCCCGAAAUCUACUCCAUGGAUGAAGCCAGGCCAGUGCAACCCAGCUGGCAAGAGCCCAUGCAGCAUCACUACCACCAGAGCCCCCAGUUCAUGUCGUCCCCAUUCCAGCUCAGCACACCUCCCAUGGGCAAGCGCUGCAGGAGAAGUCUGGUCUUGAUCAACUCCCAGGGUCACACUCUGGGUCUGGAGACAGAGAAUCCUCAUAGACAUUCAGAGCAGAGAGCUGAGGCCGUGUCACGUCUAAAACUGCUGCCUGUGCCCAGCCAAGUGCAAGAGCAGAUUGUUGCCCCGUCGAGCUCUGUGAGGAGCAACUCUCAGAAACUCUACAGUUACUCACCAGAUCACCACUCGUACCUCGAACACACAGAACCAGAUGACCAGGAAAUGGACUAUGACAACAUUUGGGGGUACGACUGUGAUGAUGGAAUGAUUGAGCCAACGUCUGGAAUUUCAACACACUGGACAGGAUUAGAUUUUGGGGCCAUGGGCCAUGGUGCCAUGGCAACCCAGCAGAGAUGGUCAUAAAGCAAAACAAAAGGCCGGCACUCGUCUGGACGUGUGCAAACAACUGAUCCCUAUCAGAAGGGUAAUAAAAGCCAACUAGCACAGCCUGUGUUACUCCUGCAAUACAGUGCGAGACAACAAAUCCCAUGAACUGCAUAGUUACAUGUUGAGUUGUCAGGCAGAGGAAUGAAAAGUGCAGGUAUGAGAAGGGCUGAUGCUCAUGUACAAGUACAUUAUGACGCUAUGAAAGUGAUAAUAGACAGACUUUGACUGUCAGUUUAAUAUGUAGCAUUCAGAGAGAAGACAGAGGAGUGUACAUACUUUGCUUUAAUGUUAUUAUUUUAUUGUAUUAAUUGCACUAAAGGUUUAAUAUGUAGUGCAAAAACCUCAUUUUUAAUAUUUAAAAUAAAAUAUUUUCUAUCUUGUUGUCAAAUGCAUUUGUUAAGUUUUUGUUGUUUUACUCCUCUUUAAAUUUGUAAAAAGCAUUCCACCAGGGCUUGUUAAAGUAAAGGAUGUAUAUUUUUGUAAAUGUUGUAAAUGUAUUAUUUUAUUAUGUUACAUUAUCAGGCAAAUAGAAGUGGUUUAAACUGACAGCCUUUAAAGGUGCUAAUAUUAGUAUCAUUACAACAGUGUACUGAUCCCUGUGUGGCUUUUUUUUUUUUUUCAUUUUUGUUUGA
Molecule: messenger RNA, 2997 nt
Organism: Notolabrus celidotus (New Zealand spotty)
Lineage: Eukaryota; Metazoa; Chordata; Actinopteri; Labriformes; Labridae
Gene: plekhn1
Product: pleckstrin homology domain containing, family N member 1
Exons: 16
Coding region: 215-2341 (708 amino acids)
Biological process (GO): response to hypoxia; 3'-UTR-mediated mRNA destabilization; positive regulation of apoptotic process
Cellular component (GO): mitochondrial membrane; cytoskeleton
Molecular function (GO): phosphatidylserine binding; phosphatidylinositol phosphate binding; cardiolipin binding
Source: RefSeq, a predicted model, not a curated record